AUGGGAGAUUCCAUGAUUAAUCCAGCCAUUGAAUAUGACUAUUUGAUCAAAUUUCUUGCCUUAGGUGAUUCAGGCGUUGGAAAAACAACAUUUCUUUAUCAAUAUACUGACGGACAAUUUAACCCAAAAUUUAUUUCAACAGUUGGCAUUGAUUUUCGUGAGAAGCGCGUUGUUUAUAAGCCGAAAACCCCACCAAAUGCAAAACCAUAUCGUAUUCAUUUGCAAUUAUGGGAUACGGCAGGACAAGAACGUUUUCGAAGUUUAACAACAGCAUUUUUUCGUGAUGCGAUGGGCUUUGUAUUAAUGUUUGAUUUAACAUCUGAACAAUCAUUUUUAAAUGUACGCAAUUGGCUUGCCCAACUGAAAGUUAAUGCUUAUUGUGACGAUCCUGAUGUGAUACUAGUUGGUAAUAAAGCUGACCGUGAAGAUGCUCGUGUUGUAUCUCAAACGCGUGCACAAGAAUUAGCCGAUAAAUAUUCAUUACCCUAUAUUGAAACAAGUGCUUUUACAGCACAAAAUGUUAAAGAAACUAUUGAAUCAUUAUUAGAAAAAGUUAUGACAAGAAUGGAAGAAACUAUAGAUAAAUCAAUUUUUCCUGUACGACAACCACCGGAAAAUCCACCAGAUGCAAAGAAAAGUAAAUGUAGCUGCUAA
Molecule: messenger RNA, 654 nt
Organism: Rotaria socialis
Lineage: Eukaryota; Metazoa; Rotifera; Eurotatoria; Philodinida; Philodinidae
Source: the annotation of a GenBank genome assembly